Molecule: messenger RNA, 555 nt
Organism: Pseudocercospora fijiensis CIRAD86
Lineage: Eukaryota; Fungi; Ascomycota; Dothideomycetes; Mycosphaerellales; Mycosphaerellaceae
Exons: 5
Coding region: 1-555 (184 amino acids)
Biological process (GO): regulation of DNA-templated transcription
Source: RefSeq, a predicted model, not a curated record
AUGCGCGCUUGGGAUAUUCAAAUCUUCCUCGUGGGCCCAGAUGGCGAAGACAUGCCAGCGAACUGCUUCGAGAAGGCGACAUAUCUCCUGCACGAAUCCUUCGGAAAGAGAGCGAAGCAAUCUUUCAAGCAGCCGCCAUUCACGAUCCGAGAGAAGGGAUGGGGAGAGUUCGACAUGCAGAUCAUACUCACACCAGUCGGCGCGCCGAAAGGCGGUGAUCAGACACUGUCCCAUGAUCUCAAUUUCCAAAAUGAGCGAUACGAGAGCACACACUCAGUGACCUUCCGCAAUCCCAAGCCAGAGCUCCUCGAACGCCUGAAGGAAUCCGGACCAGCCGGAGAAGCAGUCAACGGCGCUCCAGCAGCAAAGCCCGAGAAGAAGCGUCAAAAGGCCAACCGCAACAUGGUCCAUGACAACAAGUCGGAGGAGACCUACACUAAGAACGAUGUUGAGAACGGCGAAUUCCACGUCGACCUGUACACCCUUCCAGACCAACUCAUCAAGAUGCUCUGGGAUUUCACCGAGAAGCGCGUCGACAUGAGCACAGUGGCAUAG